Molecule: messenger RNA, 22568 nt
Organism: Podarcis lilfordi (Lilford's wall lizard)
Lineage: Eukaryota; Metazoa; Chordata; Lepidosauria; Squamata; Lacertidae
Source: the annotation of a GenBank genome assembly
GCGCACAAUGCACCGCCCCCCCGACGCCCGCUAGUCAGCCCUGUGAGGGCGGAGCCGGAGUAGCUGCGGGCGGCAGAGGAGAGGGGGCGGGGGUAGUCCCGGGCCGCGCGUGCGCGCUGCGGAGAGCGUCGGUUUGUCUGGUUCCUAUGACAACGGCGCCGGCUUGGAGGCCUCGGCCGCCCGGGACGAGAUGAAGCUGAAGCGGUUCUUGCUGCGAUAUUACCCGCCGGGUGCGGAAUGGGGCAGGGCAGGGCAGGGCAGGGCAGUGUGAGGGGUCAAUGUUAAAGAUGGGGAGCGGGGGAAUGACGACGGGGAAGCCUUACGUGCGGCGGGCAAGCGUGGGCGAUUGAAAGGAGGGGAUGGUGGAGUCGGGGAAGAAAGGGUUAACGGAUAUAUAUAUAGAGAGAGAGAGAGAGAGAGAGAGAUACAAUGACACACAAACACACACCCCGGGAAACACACAUGUGGAGGGGAAAGAGUCGCAGAGUCGGGGGGGGGGGGGAAGGUUUAAUUGAAAGAGUUGAGCCCCGGAACCCAUUUGCUCAGCAGGUCUGUUGAAUGGAAAAGAAGCUCCGUUGCGUUCCGUCUUCAGUGAGAGCUUGUUCCGUAGUAGGUUUAAUGCGUUGAACAUAUUGCAUGGACUGGCAGUGCUUCUAAAGAAGCAAGCAAGCAAGCAAAAUCGAUAAGUGAGCACAGGAUUGCAGCCUCGACCAUGAAAUGUGAAAUAACAACAACAAUAGAAACAUAGUUUAUCUGAGGUUGUGCAGAGUGCCUUUUCCUUAACUCUUAAGUAACCAUGCCUACUCUUUUGGGGAAACUUGUUUCAAACAUGUUCUUGUGCUUUUUAGAAAUUAAAUUAAUAGUUAAUGGGGAAUCAAAGGCAAACGCAGGAACGGUUUCAAAAAGAAAAGUCACUUGCAAGUGCUCAAAGAUGGAACUUACCCCGUUGAAAUGCACUUUUGUGUAUGAGUAUGAGUCCCCCACACUGAAGAUGUACCGGAAUAAUGCACAGUGAGGGCCAGAGUGGUGUCAUGAUUAAGAGUGCUAGUUUAUUAUAUCCAGGUGCAAAUCCCAACUCAGUCAUUAAGCUUUCCAAGUGACUAUCUCAGCCCAAACCUACCUUUUAGGGUUGUCGUGGGAUAAGAUGGGUAAGAAAAUCAUGUUUGCUGCAUUCAGUGUUGUGGAGAAAUGAUGCAAUAUAAAUGUCAUAAAUAAAAUAACUGGGCCCUAUUUGUCUGACCCUUUCUAUCUGUGACAGCUUUAUCUUGUGGUUGCCUAGGAUAACAUUUAGAUGGUUCUGAUAGACAGUUACAUUGACCACUCUGCUGAAGUCAGUGCAUAGGCUUUUGACAUUUAAUAGUUGUGGAGUUUUAACUAAAAGUACCUUAUGGUAACCAAGAUAACUUUAGCAUAUGACAGGCAGUAGGAACACAAAGUACUCAGUUCAUGGUUGUGCACCAUGGGUAGAUAAAAAGCCAUAGCUGCUGUCAGCUGAAAUGAUUUAUUACUUAUGAAUUGAUGUAUGAGGUGACUUGAAGAAAAGCUGCAUUCUACUAAAUCCCUAGUGUUACAAACAUUUGUGUAAUGUUGACAAUUCAGCCAUAAGCCAAAUAAUGGUAUCCUGUAUAUCAUACUGUUUCCUAUAGGGAACAACAGACUAAUAUCAAAGCAUUAGUCUAAUACAGAAUCCACAAAUUAUUUGUAACUGGAUUACCACAGAAUGCAAUAAAGGUAAUGUGGCAGUCAGUUUGCUUCUAUGUAUAUCUUAGUUGUUAUAUAUAUUAGACAGGGUGUCAUAUUUUGCAGAUUUACUUUUAUAUUUGGAAGAUCUCAAACUGGUAAAUUAAGUUGGUGAAGUAGCUUCUGCUUUUCUAUACUAUCAGUUGUUUGGGCUAUGAUCCUACAGUAACCUGAAAGUAUCAGUCUUAGAUGGCCAUGACCAUCUAAGGGCAAGCGUUGAAUUCCCAGGUCAAUUAUUCAGACCAGCAAAUAGCCAUUUAAAGUGUUUGAGCCUUUGCCAUGGACAAACACAAGUGGGCUUAUGCAAGCUACUGUAACUCAACUGUAGCAGGAACCACACUGGUAUUCCUAAAAGAAGCAUUUCUGUUUCAGGGGCAUCACAUAUUGCACCACUUAAUUUUGUUGCUGGAAAACUGGAUUCUUUUACUAACUAGAGUUUCUCCUGUGUUGUGUAUAGUUACAUGUACAUGAAUUGUAUCUGUAACAUCAUUAGUGAGAGAGUUACAACUAUCGCCCCCUAUUUUACAAAGCCUUUAAAUUUUUUAUGUUUCAUUCACCUUAGCAAGGUUGGUCUACCUUUUUCUUUAAAAACAAAAACAAAACACUAGCAAAGCUUCCUCCUUCAUCUACAGCAGCACUUCUGCUAUUUCCCGGGCCGUUUUCCUGUUCUCAUUUUUUAUCUUGUGCCAGAGAAUUCCAUAAGUUAAUGAUGUGGUGUUCUAUCGGAUGAUCCAGAGUUCUGUGUGUAUCAUGAAUAAUUACAUUGGUUAUAAGAGUCAGUAUUUAUUUUUUCUAUGUGAAGACUAGCUGAAGUUCAAAAGAGCUGCUUCAGUGACUGGGAAUCCUUUGCACAUAGAGGGACAUCUGAGAAGAUGUAGGAUUGUGUGGGCUUGUACAUGGACAGUGGAAUUUUGGGCAUUUCCCCUUUGAACAGGAAAUCCUCAAGCCAUAUCACAACACCCUUCACAUUUGAAAAGCAGCUUGCCAUGUGGAAUGGGGGUUGCCUUUGAAGACUAUAAGUUCAAAGAGUCUUUAGCAUAUGCAUCCAGUUUCACAGUUCUUUGGCCCCUGACCUGUGUCUUACCAUGUGUCACUAUAGAAAAUGACAAGAUGUCUGCCUGAUUCUGCUCCCUUAUAUGGUUUAAGUUAGAUGUGUUGCUUCUGAAAUCAAUAGGAUUUUUUUUAUCGAAGGGAAGGUCAGUCUUUGUACUGUGUGCCAUCAGAAUCUAGCUUGAUGCUGAAUUAAUAAUUGUCUUGUUUUGCUUCUUCAAAGGCAUUAUUUUGGAAUAUGUUCAAGGUGGGGAAGUGAAAACCAAAUCUAUAGAUUUACUGGAUCUCAGUGCUGCGUGAGUAUUAUAUUUUGCUGGAUAUUGACACAGAACAACUUUACUGAUAUAUACAAAUCUGCUAAACAGCUAAGAAAUGUAUUGCAGUGUUUUUGGUCAUAUUGAAUAAGACAAUCAUGCUGUCAAAUCAUCCUCUUCCAAGUACAGUCAUUUAAGAUUGAGGUGUUAGUGCCCAAUCCUGUCUCCUAUGGCAUAUCUAGCAAUAUGGCUGCUACUUUCAAUGAAAACUUCAUAGGGUUGAAAAUUCAGGGGUGUGUGGUUUCCAUUUCACAACUGAUGAAGUUACAGCAUUUUUGGAAAGGGCUGUAGCCUUUCAUAGAGAAGGUCCCAGGUUUAAUCCCUGGCACCUCCGUGUGAGGUUGGGAAGGACUCUGUCUGAAACUCUGAAAACUUCUGCCAGUCAGCAUAGAAAAUACUGAGCUAGAUGGAUGAAUGGUCUUACUCAGUGUAAGGCAGCUUCCUAUGUUCUAAAACAUAGUAUUCCCACAAUGGGAUAUAUGUGAGUAACAAAUAUAAGAUGCAUUUCAUGCCUUGUGAGAAGAUCUCCAGCAUUCAUAAAGUGUAUCUGAAUUAGACAUAUAAAGAUAUAUAUUGGCUUUGGUGUUCAUAUUUGUUGUAAACCUCUCUUGCACACCUCUGCCUUGAUUACUUGAUGUGCACUGGCAGGAGCAUGCAAAAGGCAUCUUUCAAAGCCACAAUUAAGACUUGAUCCUGGGAGCUUUCCUGGGCUAAAUUGAAUAUGUCAAAGAAAUGUUUCAGAAAACAGACAUUGGGUUAGAUUUAGAUUAAUUAUGCUGAAGCCCCCUUGAAAUAAUUGGGAUAAGGUUGUCAUGAUGGCUAGCUUUAAGUCCUAUAUUUAUUUCAGCUGGACUAAAGCAUUCAGUGGAACUAAAUUUUCCAUCAGGAUCCAACUCAGCGUCUUAUAUGUAAUAUACUUUUGCAAGCAUAACUAACAAAUGUAGUCCUUGAGCAUGUCAGUGACCUGUAUGGAAAACAUACUGGAUAAACUCCAUUUGUUCAGUGGAUGUUAUUCCCUAGUGGAAUAUAGAUCCUUCAUCACUGAGACUAUCCAUACGGAAAUCCCUCACAAACAGGAUCUAGUUUUGUAAAUUGUAUAUUUGUUCCCUGUGAUGCUGCUGUUCUUUUAACAUACCAAAAGCUUUGAGAUUAUUUUUAGAAUAUUUAUUUUUUUAGCUUAAAGAGAAUUUUAACUCCUUACCUCCCAUGACGAACCCUGAGAAACACAAUGCCAAAGUAAACUUUUUAAGACUAUGUGAUAUUUUUUGACAAAUUAGCAUGUUGUUUGAAAUUAAAACAAAAAACAGGUAUGAGUGCUGUCACUGAGGUUAUUUAAAUUCAAGCAACAGAGUAGAGCUGACCACUUGUUUUAAACCUGCAUGAACAAGUCACUGUUGUUGUUUAGUCGUUUAGUCGUGUCCAACUCUUUGUGACCCCAUGGACCAGAGCACGCCACUAGGAACAAGUCACUAGGAAAGACCUAAACAUACAGAAUAUUCAAAAUUAAUCACAUUCAAGUAGAAAACAUUAAAAUUGUAAAUAAAAUGACUGAAAAAUGGGAAACCUGUCAUAUACUCAAAAGAUGCAAGGCCUAACCUAGAAAUCUAAAGUUUUACAAUUGGUGUGGAUUAUGUUAGUAGCUGACACUGGACUUAGGUAUUUCUAGGUGAACUCAGGAAUUUCCUGUGGCUGUCUACUUCUUAUGUGGGGGGCAAGAAAUUUUGUAUCUAUCUUCCUGACUGAUGUGUGCUCUGAGGCUUCUAUGACAUAGUCCAAUCCUCUAUGUGUUUAUUCAGAAGUAAAUCCCAUAGAGUUCAAUGUAAAUAAAUGUACAUCUGUUUUUAUGGAAAUAUAAAAAAAUACAUCUGUGGAGACCCACAGGUACCCUGCCCCUAUUCUGCGGUUGGCACAUGGGAAAAUAUCAAAAUGACUCCCCUUCCCCCUUUCAUCCUGGUUGAUAAAAACAACAGAAGGAUUUCAUUUUCUCUUAACUUCAGGAGAUGAAAAUUGUGUUUUAAUAUCUUUAAACAUUAUUCUACUUUAGUACAGAUGUAGAAGCCUUAGUAGCAGAUAUAAGAAAAGCAGAACCUCUCAUCACAGCAUCACGUAAAGACCAGGUUGUACAUUUAAUACUGCGACUACAAGAGAAGCUAGGUCAACAGGUGGACCACAAAUUCUAUCUCUUUAAGGUAAGAGCCAUGAGACAAUUUCUGAUACUUGCUUUCAGUUAUGUAAAUACACAGAAACUAGAGGUUUUAAAUGGCUGUUGGUUAAACUGUCCUGCUCUCAGGUCAUUGUGAGAGCUGGCAGAAAUGGAGCCAAAGCAGGGUUGCUGAGAAAGGAGGAGAUAUCAGCCUGCUUAUGCUGCAGUAGACCCUCACGCAAGCCAGUGACCAUGCUCUGUAGCCAUGGAAUGUUAUGGGGGGAUAAUAGAAACUAGGUUGUAGGGAUGGAAUGGAGUAUUCUGGAGGAGGGCAGGGCUGGCUGGCACCCUUUUAAGGAUACACAGCAACAUUUCAUUGCAGGUUUUAGUUGUUUAUUUGAAUAUGGACUCUAAGGAUCAUGUUUGAGUAUACUGAAGCAGCUUAUGAGUGAGGAACGUGGUUAUUUACAUGUUGGUGUUUCCUGUGUUUGGAUAAGCAGGCCUGAGCUGGUUGUGUCCCACUUCCCCAGAGAAUGCCAGUUAGCAAUGUAUUGUGGCUUGCCUCGAGUUCAAUUUCUGCUGCUCCUGGCUGGCCGAAGAAGCAGGUUUAUCAAGCUCCUAGUGGAACACCAUGCAUGAAUAUGGGCUGCAUUCAGGUUGGUGCCUCUCAGGUUGUGCAGCCCUAGUCCACAGACUCUGUAAAGGCGCAAGUAGAAGCAGGUGGUAACUUGUGAGUGGGGUGAAGGCAGUGGUGUCCUCCCAGUGGUGACAAUAAACUUAUUGGGCCAUUUCGGCUAGUUUGGAGCUCUCCCAGCCUCACUGCCAUUGCCCUGAUGACUACAGCACUGCCACUGCCUCUGCACCCCAUGAGCCACUGCUCAGGGGAAGAUGUCACAUGGAAGGCCAAGCCUGAGUGCAGUGGUUUUGGGCUUUUUAUCUAAUAUUCUGUUCUGACAACAGAUCACAUGAAUAUAUUAAUUCUCACACAGUUCCAAUUCUGUGACUGCAAGUUGUUUUUAACUGUUUUUAUUAUUGGAUUUUAAAUUGUUGCAACCCACCCUGAGACCUGCUGAUGAAGGGCAGGUAAUGCAUUUAAUAACAACCACAACUCCUGUGGGUGGUGGAAUUGGAGGUGUUUUGUCUGUUGUCAGUUUCAGUAGCUUUUCCACAAUCUGCAGUACCUUUUUCGGAGUGCCAGAUGGCAGUGUUGAGUUACCUAACCAGCAAGUUAAUUGCUGCUGAUUUUCAGAAAGAGAAUUUCAGCCAGAGCCUAGCCUCUCCAGGGAGCUCACUCAUCACUCCCUUGGUUAUCUCUGCUGAAAGAGACUGGCACCGGGAGCUGACCAAUACAUGAAAGUAGUCAAGCAUGUUGGAAAAUAAGUUGCAGUGCUUGAUGCACAUAUCCUUGCUGCAUUAUGUGGUUAAGUGGCUGAUUUACAAUCAGCACAGACUCUCAGAAAGCCUGUAUUUGUAUGGGGGGUGGGUGGGAGGGAAAUCAUAGGAAGACUAUAUAAAGGGAUGGUCUCUAUGUAGAAUAGCUGUGUGGGAAAAAUUGAUUUAAAUAUGAACCAGAGCUCUUACUGAUGUCCCUUCCUCAUCUGCAUUUGAUGUCAAAGGGUGUGGAUAGAUCUCUUAACAGCACACUACCUUCCAUCUAGCAGCAAACAUGAGGAUCUUUGUUUCUUCUAGAGCGCCAGCUGACAGACAGUCUGUUGCUGAAAUUUGGGGAUCUGAUGGUUUUAAAGAACAGCACAACACGGAACUCAAGCUGUUAGUCAAUGUUUGGGAGAGGCUUUCUUUUUUGCUGAUUCUUUCAUGGCCCCCCUUUUCCCCAAGCAGUGAAAAGUGAUCUGUAUCCUUUGGCUAGCAAUAUAAGGCUGUUUUCUGCUUCUGAACAGGGUGCAGGAUGCAGGGUGGGGUGGGGAAUCUGUCAUGAAGGUUGAGCUGCUCCAUGCUGUAGACCAGUAAAAAGCUGUUUGUGGAAAAACAGCAGUGAGUUUGACUGUUGAUGAAAAUAUGUCAAAUUAGGUACACUCUCAAAACAUCUCAUGCAUGCUUGAGAAUAUCUUGGUGCCCAGAUCAACAGAUCCAAUGUUGGUGCAAUCUGCUCUUGAUAAUAUGUAUAAGGAAGCGGUGUCUCUCACAUUCUCUCACUAUUUGUACUCGACUUUAAGAGUUUUUAAGUGCUUUCACACAGUUGGCCUAGAAAUAGUUUUUCUUUCUAGUCGUUGUCUCAACACCAGCUUCUUGAAUUAUGGCUUAUUUUUAUUUUCGGAAAGGUGAUUACACUGAUGUAGUGUCAUUGCAGUGCUCUACACUUUCACAUUGUUAAAUUGACUGCUAUUUUGUUAUUUUAAAAAAAUAAUAAGUUGAACUUGGCUGGUUCAUGACCCCACAGAUAGGCUACUACAUAAUUCCAAAUCUAUAUCCCCUUCUUUUGUUUUGUCAAGAUGGUUCAAAGUCAGGCGUUGUAGAUAAAUCUUUUAAGAGUUACACAGUACCUUCCACUAAUUCACCUAGAGGCAUGGAUCCAGUUCUGACAGUUGAGCUUUGAAUAUCUGAGAUUGUAAUAUUAUUGGGAGAAGGAAUAAUGGAUAUGUACAGUUAAUUACUCAAAGAUUUGUUACAAGAAAGUUACAGACAAAACUCACUUUACCUGAAUUGUGACAAAGCAGGGAUGAGGAAUCCAGAGGAAUCCAUCAGUGUGCUUCUUUCCUUUGUACAGCAUGCUACAUUCUAGCCAUGCAAUACCAACAGGUUUCUGUUAUCCACACAUACAUCUGUUAAUCCUUCACCCAGGCAGACAAGAAGCACUAUCUCAGCGAGGCAAAGUACCCAAGGAGGCUACAGAUCAGGGCUGUUGAUCAGGGGAAGGGGUGAGGCCUGGUGAGAGUCCUGAGGGUGAGAUAGAAAGGUCUGGAGGGCUGCAUUUGGCCCCCCAGGUCUGAGCGUUCCCAUCCUUGUAAUAAAGAGUGCUGCUGGUAGUGAUUUUCUUGUGCAGUAAUAAGAACUGUACAAAUCUAUUGAGCAUGAGGAAUAAUUAGGGGUAUGCAGUGUGUAAUUGGAAAGAGGACUAGUGUUGCAUUUCCACUUUAUAGCACAUUGCAGUUGCCAGCAACACCUCCUAAAUGAAGACACAGAAUUGGUGUAAACCUAUACCUUUCUUUGCAGUUUCCUGGGUGAUAAAGGUUUUUUUGUUGGUGGUGGUGUUCCCAGCUUAGUAGCAAGCUGUUGUAACAUAACUUAAUAGGGGUUUGAAUGUGUCAUGGAUACAACACGCUGCUAUAACAUAAGGUUUUAAUCCAAAUGGGCCCAGUCUUUCCAAAGCCCCGCUAAGUUCAAUAGGAAAAGUAAAUGUAUCCUUAAAACAACACUACUGAGAUUAAUGUGACUUAAAAGUGCUUAACUUUAGUUUAGCCGCUCCCAUUGAUUAAAAUAAUAUUUAAGUAUUUAGAUUUGUGAAGGCAAAUACCUAGGAAUGUAAAGAAAAUUAUAUUACCUUUAUUUUCUAAUUUCAGGUACUCCGGGCUCAUAUAUUGCCACUGACUAAUGUUGCCUUUAACAAAUCAGGUUCUUGGUAAGUUUGGGUGUUUAAAUUCAAACUAUGCAUGAUCUACCAAGGCUUAUCGAAAUAUAAACUGAAUACUAUAUAGUAUUUUACAGUCUAUAAUUUCCUCUGCUGAUAUUCUGGUUAUUAAGAUAAUUAGUAGGAUUGGAAAUGCCAAAAUCCAACAUAUUUAGUUAACAAUUCUUAUUUUGUAAAAGAAAAUACAGCAAAAUGACAGUGGAAAAUGUAAGAUAUCUCUUGUUUUGCCUCCCUCCCCUUGUAUUAAAUCUCCAGUUGUUCUCCUUAUACUCUUCUUGCCUGGUCUUUGAUCCUUCAUCAAAUCAACUGAGAAAACUGAAAGGGGAUGGGGAGCAGGGGAAAUACGUAAAUUACAACAAAAACCCAACAUGUUUUUUAAAAUAUCAUUAAUUGAGAGGAACUUAGAAGCAGUAGAGUCAAUUCACAAGAAUUUGUAUUUUUUCUGAUCCCUCUGAGAUGUUUUAGCAAUGUAGUCAGCAGUGGCAUAAAUUGUGGGGUGAGGAAUAUGGAAGAAAUGUUUCUUAAACCUUCCAUUCUUCUUGUCCACUCUAGUUUUAUCACUGGAAGCUAUGACAGAACAUGCAAACUUUGGGACACUGCUUCAGGAGAAGAGUUACGUUCUCUGGAAGGACAUAGGAAUGUGGUCUAUGCAAUUGCUUUCAAUAAUCCGUAUGGGUAUGCAACUUUUCAGAAUCUUUGAUCUUUAAAGCCCUAGAUGGCCUCAGCACAUUAUUUCUUUGGUACUCUACAUCCAAAUCAUUUUAAUUCUUCUUUGUAAAUCGUUUUUUACUUUCCCCUUGUACUCUGUUUCAUUCUUUAAAAUUUAGUGACAAGAUUGCAACUGGAUCAUUUGACAAGACCUGCAAAUUAUGGAGUGUAGACACAGGAAAGUGCUAUUACACCUUUAGGGGACACACAGCAGAAAUAGUGAGUACAGGAGCUUUGGAAUAAUCAUUACUACAUAUGGUACAAUCAAAUUCUUAAAAACCUCUUUAAAGUUAAGUGUUGUUUUCUCUGUUAUUCUCAGUGAAACUAUGCUAACAAGUACCACAAUACAUGCUACUAUUCUCAAAAAAAUCUGGGACGAUAAUUUGUACCUACUUAAGUGAAUAUAUGGAGCAGUAGUAGCUCCAUGUUUGUUGUAACAUAUUUUUCCUGAUUCUGUGGCAUUAUCAUUACAAGGUAGAAUGGGCUCCUUUAUUACUGUAAUUACAAUGGACAUUGUCCCUCCACAUGGUCUAAUUGUGAGAGUAAAAUUCCUUCCUGUAUCCCAAGGAAAAUAUUCCAAGCAAUCAAAUGAGUGAAUCUUUAUUACCAGCUAUGAUCCUAUGGCUGUCAUGUUUUAUUUUACAGGCCUAUAAACAGUCAAUGGGGCAAUGACUAGAAACAGUUACUGUCAUGCUCUAACAUAUUGUGACUGGGACCAGUACCUAGGAGAACAGAAAAUCCAAGAAUUUCUUAUAAAGGUUUUCCUUCUCUCUUUUUUCCUAACAGGUUUGCUUGUCAUUUAAUCUUCAAAGUACAUUGGUUGCUACUGGAAGUAUGGAUACCACAGCUAAAUUAUGGGACAUACAGACUGGAGAAGAAGUAGUCAGAUUAACAGUGGGUUGCAGCUCUUAUUAGUGAUGACUUGGGUGUUUUUUUGUGAAAUUGCUAUUAAAAGAGCAGUUCUUAAUUAAAAGAGCAGUUCUUAAUUAUCAUUUGCAAAAGUCAGAGAUGAGAAUUUAUUCAGAACUCUUAGCAUAUGUAGCUAAAUAAUGCAUUAAGCAAACAUAAAGGAAGACUGAAAGCUGUGAUACUAAUUAAAAACCAUUAAAUCUUAAGUGCAGAGCAAUCCUGUGCAUAUUUAUUUGGAAAACCUACUGUGUUCCGCGGGGCUCCCUCCCAGCUAAGUGUGAAUAGGAUUGCAGCCUAAAUAACAUAUGUUUUCCAAAUUCUGUGGCUUUACUACUACAAGGUAGAAUGACCUGCUUUAUUAAUUAAAAUGAACUGGUAAUAUUCUUUGAAACCUCUCCUGCACUCAAAGGCACUGUGUAAUUGCUUUCAGAUCUAUUAUUACCUGGGAUUAUAAAUAAAGGGGUUAUAAUAUACCCUGUAAGAUUGAAGAGAGCUCUCUUAAUAAUAUCACAAAUACAUGUAGACAGGUAUUGCUAUUGGCUGCUUCACAGUUUUUAAAAAUCUGCACAAACUUUGGAUGAUGGUGUAAUUCUAUCCCUGCAAGAUGCUCAAUUUUUAAAAUUUCAUUUUUCUUCUGCCUUUCCUCUCAGGAGGUCAGGGAAAUAUUUAAAAAUAUAUAACAAUUUUGUAAGGUAGGCUAGUGUUGAGAGACAGUAACUGACCCAGGGUCACUGAGUGAGAUUCAUGAUUUGAAUAUGACGAUUUGAACCCAGAUAUCAGUGUUAUUUAAUUAACCUUCCCACAAAGAAAUCAGAAUGAAUGCUCAGUAUAAUAGCUGACUGUCUAACCUCCAUGAAAGCAACUGAGACUGAAUGCUCAAUAAGCAGGUUGUCUAAAAGUGACCCAGGACCUUUUAUUACAUGAUACUUUGCCCAUCCAGACUGGGAUUUUCUAUGUUCUUUUUUGAAUCUUUGGGGGGGGGGAGGUUUUUUGAAUAAAACAUAAAGUUGUAUGUUUACAGACAACUGGAAGGACUUUUUUUCCAGGAUCACUUUCCAUAAAAUAAUAGUAACAAAGAAAACUAAACACAGAAUCAUUAAAGUUUGUACAUCUUUAUAAAUCCUAGAUCAGGCAUAGGCAAACUCGGCCCUCCAGAUGUUUUGGGACUACAACUCCCAUCAUCCCUAGCUAACAGGACCAGCGGUCAAGGAUGAUAGGAGUUGUAGUCCCAAAAUAUAUGGAGGGCCGAGUUUGCCUAUGCCUGUCCUAGAUUAUUUCUACAUAAAGAUCUUUGUUUAAACUUUAAACCUUCUUUUUAUAACUUCAGGGGCACUCUGCAGAGAUUAUUGCAUUAUCAUUUAAUACUACAGGAGACAGGAUCAUCACUGGUUCCUUUGACCAUACAGUUGCAGUGUGGGAUGUUGGCACGGGCAGGUACUAUUUUAAAUCUUGUUUUAUUUCAUACUUUACAGAACUCUUAAAAUUAUUCUGUACAGGCUCUAGAGUUGUUCAAAUUAUAAAUCUGCCUUUAUUUGUUCGUAUUUAGUACAUUUCAAGCAACAAUAAGCUUCUAGAAACCAGGAAGAUGAAAACUAGGCAUAUUGUUUCUCUGCAAUUCUCCCUAGCAACAGUUCAAAGUUCCAUCUGCCAGAGAGCUAAGAUAAUAGUGUGGCAAGUUAUGUAGCAUAUUAUAGCAGAGCAGUGAAGGAUAUAUAUUGUGAUAUUAAUCUUAGACCUUUGUUUCUUCACCUGGGAGGCUUGCAUUGAAUAAUCAUGGCAUGAGCUUUCUUAUAUUGAAUUAGACCAAUGGUCCAUCAAACCCAAAUAUGACUAGCAGGUGCUAUUCAAGGUCUGCAAAGAGACCUCCCCUAGCUUUCAUGGGAAACUAUGGACCUAUUCAGUAUCAUGAAACUAAUGCAUCUGAAUAACAUUUUGUCAAAUUGAUACAGUGGAAACAAUAAAAGCCUUAUGAUGAUCAGCAUUAUGAUGAUAACAUUCAUUUCCCAUCUUAAGUUAUCGCUGAAGGGUCAAUAUAAUUAAUUUGUCAAUAAGUAAUUUCGUUGUCCCCGAAGGGGGCAAUGACAAUAAAGAUAUUAUUAUUAUUAUUAUUAUUAUUAUUAUUAUUAUUAUUAUAAAUACAUGAUAUGAAUUAAAUAGUGUAAUUGGUUUGUGAAUAUUAAUAUAAUUUUUUUUAAAAUUACCACAAGCAAAUAGGAUUUUUUCCCCCUUCAGAAUAUUUGCUUUUGUGAUGUUUUCAUUUGGUGCAACCAUUAAUUAAGGUGUCUCUAUGUUGCUCAGUCCCAGCUCCUGCCAACCUAGUAGUUCGAAAGCACGUCAAAGUGCAAGUAGAUAAAUAGGUACUGCUCCGGCAGGAAGGUAAACAGCAUUUCCAUGCGCUGCUCUGGUUCGCCAGAAGCGGUUUAGUCAUGCUGGCCACAUGACCCGGAAGCUGUCUGUGGACAAACGCCGGCUCCCUCGGCCUGUAAAGCGAGAUGAGCGCUGCAACCUCAGAGUCGUUCGCGACUGAACUUAACAGUUAGGGGUCCCUUUACCCUUUACCUUUAUGUGCAGUCUAAGAAGGACCACAAGUUACACAUAUUAUAUAAGGGAACACCCAUAAAUGGUUGUAUAGGUUAUAAAGCACUGAACCAUAGGAAACACAUGAAUACACAUGUUAAAGAUUGAUUGUGUACAGACACAAACACAAAAACACGGAUGCAUGAGUGAGUGGUAUGACUGCAGUGGUAUUCAUUAAUGGUUUCUUGAAUUGCAGUGAUGACUAUUCUGUGACCCCAAAAACACACUGAUUUACAUUCUCUGCAGUAUACAUACUCAUUAAGGUUUUCUAGGGUUUAACUUAUAGGAUCUAAAAUGAUCAUUGACAACUAAUUUUCACACUUUCUUCAAAGUGAAAUAUAUAUUAGCCUGCCCUCAGUGGGUCUGGUAGAUGGAACUGCCCACCUGUGAAUCACCUGGCAUCAAAAUGAUGUCAGGUGAAGCAUUUUACUUUGCCCAUGUGGCUUCAAAACUCUCUUUAAUGUAUUUAUAUGGAGAACUAUAUAGCAAGCUAUAAAACCAGCACCCUAGAGUUCUUUUGUGCUGUAGCAACAGCUUGGCAUCUGUCUGUCUCGGAGACAAAGGAGAAGUGUUCCUUUGUGGGUAAAGUCAGUUUGUUGGAAGGUUGCAGCGCCUGCUGUAGCUGUAGAAACAGGAGAGACCCGUUUUUGUUGCCGCUGGGGUAGAUGAAGGUGUCUGGUUGUGCUGAUGCAGAUGCACCACCUCGUUUUUUCUCUCUGCACUCCUCCCAGCAGUCAUUCCUCCUCUGCUCACUGCUAUGGGUACCCAACCUCAGUGUCUGUCUCAUCAUCUGCAAGGAGUUCCCACACAGCGGAGCUGAUGCUCUCAUCCUUCAUGUGACAUUUGAAGACAUCUUUGUAAUGCAGAAUUGCUCUGCCAACAGGAUUGAACUAUUAUUGCCCUGUGACUUUAUAUGUUCUGCCUGUGUAAUUGUCCACUCUUGAUUAUCUAUGAGAUAACUAGUAAUACUUGAAUUAGACUUUUUGCCUUGUGCAGCUGAAUUGUAUCUAGGUUGAAAAAUACUAUUUCUAAACAUGCAGUGGAUAGGUGCUAGGGAGUCAUAACCAGCUGAGACUCCCAGAUGUGUAUCCACCAUGUGUCCUUGUGUAUUAUAUGGGAACAAAUGUGCACUGGAUAAUUUUCUCAUGCUAAUUCUAGUUACAGUAGUUGGCAUCAGAAAAUUUCUAGUUUGCAUUGGAAAAUCCUCCGAUGCCCUAGAGAGUGAUCUAAUUUUGCAUGCUUAUUUUACUUGUGUUUAGUAACCAAAUGCAAAGCUUUGAAACUGUCAACUGCCUAAUAUUGUAUUUGCAGUUGGAAUCCAAUCACUUACAAACAUUUUUUGUGUGUGUAUGUGUGGAAAGUUUAAGCACUUGAAAAAAAUUCUUAACAAAUUCCACAGAAAAUUGUGUUAAUCAGAUCUGAGGCUUCUGAAGAUUUACGUAGACUUGCACGUGUAGGUCAAAUUGUAAUACGAAGGCUGCAAUCCUAUGUAUAUUUAUUUGGGAGGACACCUCAUUGAACUGUGACUUUUAUUGCUGAGUAAGCAUGCAUAGGAUUGCACUGCAAAUGACUGGGGAAACAUUAAAGAUUUAACCUGCAGCAUUUUGUCUAUUUCUUUUUAUAGAUGCCCCUUUGCAUAAUACAUUUCUAUUUGAAUCAACCACAUAACAUGUUUUUUAUUCUUUCCUGGCAGGAGGAUGCAUACUUUAAUAGGCCAUCGUGCGGAAAUAAGUAGUGCACAGUUCAACUGGGACUGCACUCUUAUAAUCACUGGAUCAAUGGAUAAAACAUGCAUGGUAAGAUAGUUGGAGCCCUAUUAAUCUGAUUUAUUGCUCUCAGUAGUAUACAAAAAAUAAUCAUAGUAUUGACUAAUCCAUACAUUUGUGGGUCUGAAUCCAGGAACACAUUCUUCUUGGCCUGCAUGAAGAAGUGUGGGGAAAAUUAGCUUUUCUCCCAGAGCAGGUACAGAAUAAAGGUGUAGGUUUACUCUUACUUCUCUUUAAAAUAAUAGACAAAGGGCAUGUACACACUGCCUGAUAAUAUGCAUUCAGUGCUGGAUUCAGAAAACCAAAAUAUUUCAUUUGGAACAAAAACAAAUUAAAAUUAGUUAAUUGUGAUCCACUUUGCCUAAACCAAAACAAUCUCAACUCACCAGGCUCUUAGCAGGAUUCCUUGUUCACAAGUAGGCCUUUCUUCCUUGAAGCUUUCCUCUCAAACUCUCCAGAAUCUCUGUGUAUCACCUGUGUAUCAUCUGCUUGGUGAACCCACCUCUUGGCUAUCCACCUGCUUAUAUAGCUUCUCCCUGUCUGUCAUUUGAUUCCCUCCAGAGGCUGCAGGAACAAGGAAGCUGGGAGCUUUUAAUUUUCCCACCCCUAGAGACAGGUGUGCAGUUAGUCACAUCAGCAAUGGUGGACCCUAUGCCUUGAUAGUUUAUUAGUCCUGGGGCACCGGCUAAGACUCCACAUUAACCCUAUACUUCCCAAAUGAGCAGACAGAUAAAAAGAUGCAUUCCUCUUUUAUAGACAAACAGUCCAGGACAGUAAAGUCCAAUUCCUUUACAUUCCGUCUUUCUUUAAAAAGGCCCAAAGUUUAUCCCUAAAAAUGCCCCGCCAGUUCAUUUGCAAUAUCACACUUCAAAAGAAAGAAAUACAUAAAAUAAGAGGAACACUAUAGGCUAGCCUGGUUUAGGGAAGAAACACCAACAUUUAUUGACUUCUGGGGAGUUCUUUUCUUUUUUCUUUUAUUUUCUAGCCUUUAUUGGCAUUAAGAGUUGAAUCUGAAUCAGCUGCUAGCAUGGAAAUGAAUUCCAGGAGAUAUCUGGCUUGUGCUGGUAACACGUCAAGCAAAAUAUUUGUUAACCUUGCUUUCUGCCAAAUCUGUGUGCUCAUACGAAAGAACAAAUAGUGAUUGACUAGCUACACAGGCCGCAAGCAGUUCAGUCAAAUAAAUAAAGAAGCUGAUUUGGGUUCCCUGUCAUUAUUUGCCUGCAAUUUUGCUUUCUGUCCACGUUGCAGUUGUGGAACGCACUGACUGGCAAGCGUGUGGCAACAUUAACAGGCCAUGAUGAUGAAGUAUUAGACGUUUGCUUUGAUUACACUGGCCAGCGUAUUGCAACUGCCUCAGCUGAUGGUAGGUGAAAUUGAUUUUUUUUAUUAAAAUGUCUUCAUCCCGUGUCAGCUGAUUUGAAGAGCAUCUCUUGAGGGGUAACAUGGCAACUCCCAGUAACUCCUUCUGUGCAUCAUGGAUGACUCCACAUGAGGGCAAAGAAAGAAUCCUCUAAGAGAGGAACUCUGGUGAGGUGAGUGCAUGUUCUGGAAACUGGCUAAGUUUUCUAAUACAGCCAAUCUUAUGGAAAACCUCCAUAAUAGGACCAAGGAACGAUUAUAUCCAUAUAGUGAGCCAUUUUUUACGAGUUAUGUGAUGUGCUCUUUGGCAGCUUUCUCACAGGGCUGUGAUAUUUAACUCAGUCUUCUGCCCCAAGCUAUCUCCUAUAUCGGAUCAGUCUAACGAGUCUAGAAGCUUCCAAACCAUUUUCAUAUGAGUGCCGCCUUCUCAUAAGACCAUGCAGUUUUAACCUGCUUUCAGUGACCACCACAGAACAUCAAAAGUUUAUAGUGAAAGAGUAUGCAUGGCAACUGUAUGUACUCCCAUAUAGGGAUGGGAACAAAUUCAGUUUACAUUUCAAGGCAAACCCACCUAAUUUGUACUUUCCCAGACAAUACAAGAAUGUAAAAACAACCAUCUUUCAAAAUUUGAAGUCUGAAUUUUGCUGUCCGAUCAAAAAUGCACAUACUAAAGUGUACAUAUAAAACAUAUUUUGUUGAUUACGUUAUAUUAGUGAAUAUAUUUUUGCAAAAAUGCAUUAUAUUAGGGGAAAUUGUAUACAAAAAUGUGUAUAUUAGGCUAUAUUUGGAAAGGCUGAUGAAUUUUCAUGAGAACUUUAAAAAAAUCUGCCAACUGAUACUGAAAUGUUGAGAAUUGUACUUGAGAUUUGAAAAAUGAGAAACUUAAGGGAAACCAAAAUUGACAGAUUCAACCAUCCCUUCUCUAAAUCAGUGGGCUUUGAGUUGCAGCCAGUCAUUUCUAACAUUUGCCUUCUCUGGUUCUUGACAAAAUUGCAGAUGCGUCAACAGAUAAAUGCCUAUACUAAACGCAUGAUUAUUUUGUUUGUUUUCUACUGAAGGAUCAGCAAGAGUUUAUGAUGCAGAAACAAAAAAAUGUAUAUCAAAACUUGAAGGCCAUGGAGGAGAAAUUUCAAAGGUGACUGUUGUUUUAUUUCUCUGUGCUGCUGCCCUGAGUAGAAUGUUGUUCUAAAUUACAGUUAGCUUUGGCCAUUUUGCUUGUUUGUAUGAUCUCUCGCUUCCUGGGUAUGAACCAGGAAAGCAACUUCUCUCCCUUGCUGUUUCUUAUAGUGCUUUAUCACUUUAUGUCUCCAGUGUCUUAGGAAAGUACAGAGGUUAGUAUUCUGUUAUAAAAGCUGCUAAUUGAAAAACAUUCUUGCAGUUUGAGUGAACAAUCCUGCAAGUACAUACCACUGCCCAGUGGGACUUACUCCUGAAUAACUGGAGGUGGGAUGUCAGCCUUUGAGAUUUAUGUGAGAUUUGUGAGGGCGUUCAGGUUAUCUAUUAACUUGAAUAGAAAGAUUUUUUUGGUGAAACUGGGUGAUACUCUACUGCUACCCUCCUUUCCUAGAAUUUUAAGUACAGUUGCAUUAAAUACCAGCAUGAGUCUGACCAAACUGCGGGAGGCAGUGGAAGACAGGAGUGCCUGGCGUGCUCUGGCCCAUGGGAUCACGAAGGGUCGGACACAACUAAAUGACUAAACAACAAACAACAGCAUUAAAUAAGACUGUAUCUCUGUGUUGGGCUUUUCCAGCUGCAAUUUUUAGUGUGGUUUUUCAUGCAUGUUUCAUAUGGUAAUGUACAUGAUAAGAAAGCUACAGUCUAAACUACACCUCUCUUACAUCCUUGGAUGAUGCACCUUUAUAGUAACCAGAAGCAACAGAAUGUAGGCCUACUUUUAAUAGUGCUAUAAAAAGGGAAUUUGGGCAGCACAGGAAGAUCAGCUUUUAAAUUAUCUAUAUUAUAUAUGCUGAACAGAAUCUUUCCUCAGGCCAGUUUAACCUUGAAAGUAAAAAAAAAUUGAAAAUAUUUGCAUAAAUGUAUAUAUACGUUAAGGGACGCGGGUGGUGCUGUGGGUAAAACCUCAGCGCCUAGGACUUGCUGAUCAGAAGGUCGGCGGUUCGAAUCCCCGCGGCGGGGUGCGCUCCCAUCCUUCAGUCCCAGCUCCCGCCAACCUAGCAGUUCGAAAGCACCCCCGGGUGCAAGUAGAUAAAUAGGGACCGCUUACCAGCGGGAAGGUAAACGGCGUUCCGUGUGCUGCGCUGGCUCGCCAGAUGCAGCUUGUCGCACUGGCCACGUGACCCGGAAGUGUCUGCGGACAGCGCUGGCUCCCGGCCUAUAGAGUGAGAUGAGCGCACAACCCUAGAGUCUGUCAAGACUGGCCCGUACGGGCAGGGGUACCUUUUUAUAUAUAUGUUAGAGACAGAUGCUUAGGUUGUUCUUAAAUCCAUACUGCAUGAGCAAGAUGAAGGCAGACCAUACAUAUGUUUCCUGAUUUAUGGCAGUGUUGUUGGCUAGAUACUCUGUUUUGUCAUUUAAUUUUUGGAGAGCAGUGACAGGUUCAGUAUCUGUUUGGAUGAUUAAAGGAAAUAUUAGUGUCUGUGUGAUGAAAUUUGGCAGCACUGUGAUAUGAUGAAUCUAAUAUAGCAAGGAUAAAAUUGUAUUUGCAGAUUAAAAUUUCCAAUUUCUUUUUUAGUUCCAAAAGCUUAAAGAGUAGUAGUAAUUAUAGUUAUUUUACAUAAAAUAAAUAAACAUUGUAGACUCAAUAAGAAAGGAAGAAUUGCUACUGAUUCUAUAGCUUUUUUAAAAAGCAGAAAGCUAUUCAAACAGAAUAUAAAACGGUUUCCAUGUAAGGUUUUGGAAUGCCUGUCUUUGGAUUUUGCUUCCUUCUUUGAAAAGUUAUUUUUAUGAGUUUCCUAAGGAAAUAACUGUUCUACAUCCCACAAUUUUAUAUGUACUUCAUUAAUGUUUCCCAUUUGCUGUGCACAUAUGAAAUGACAAAUGUCACGAUUCAGCUAUCAGAUGUGUCCCUAAGUUGAGAGGCAGCAAUAGGUAAAGGUUAAAGGACUGCUGUCAAGAAUCGGUUUAUGUGGCUCAUGAAUCUAUGCACUAAAGAGAUGCACUAAGGCCUUUGGAGGACUGCAAGGAGCCUCCAGAGUAACACUUAGGUUUAAACUGACCUAUUUGGUAAAGGAGAGAAAAGGGCAGAAAUUAUUGAAUAAAGGUGCAGGUGGAUGAGAAAGAAUUUUAAAUUUUUGGAAUGUUGAUUUCAAACAUGAGGCUAGUCGCUAACUGAAUAUUAACGUCACAAUUAUAUUUGGCUACUGAACUCCUCAUUGCAUAUGUGACUGUAAUUCAUUAUUCUCUCCAUUGCUCACUUGGUGCCUUCACUGCAUAUCUUUAGGCUCCAAGCAAAAUGUUUCUCUAUAAGCAGACCUUUGGCUGAAUAUUCUAUGGCCUUUUAAAUGUGUUUGUGGGAGGGGGGCUAUUGGUUUGUUUUUGUUUCCGUUUUUAUCAUGUAUUUUGUGUUUUCAUCUAGUAUUUUUGUGUUGUGAACUGUCCUGUGAUUUUCAGAUGAAGGGCGGUAUACAAAUUUGAUAAAUAAAUCCUAAAUAAUCCCAGAGUUAUUAUUUUGAGGUGGCAAUUCCUUCCUACCUGAGCAAGAUCCUUGAUUACUGUCUUGGAUCACUUUAAGUCAUUGUGCUGGCUUGUGGAACUGGGAAUGUUUCAUAAGUUACUGUUUACCGUAUUUUUCGCUCUAUAGGAUGCACUUUUUCCCCUCCAAAAAUGAAGGGGAAAUGUGUGUGCGUCCUAUGGAGCGAAUGCAGGCUUUCGCUGAAGCCUGGAGAGUGAGAGGGGUCGGUGCACACCGACCCCUCUCACUCUCCAGGCUUCAGGCAGCUAUCCACAAGCCUUCGGAGCCCGGCGGGAGUUCCUGCCGGGCUUAGAAGGCUUGCGGAUAGCAGCAAGCUCCGGGAGCAAAGGCAAGGUUGCGUGCAACCUCGCCUUCGCUCCCGGACCUGUUCUGGGGGCUGGGGUCGGGGGAAGCUCAGGCUUCCCCCGCCCCCAGCCCCACGGCUAAAAACGAAGCCAAGACAGCCAGCGGGAUGGAUCCCGCUCGCUGUCUUGGCUUCUUUGCUCUUUGGGGCUGGGGGUGGGGUGAAAUAAAUAUUUUUUCCUUUAUUUCCCCCCCCUAAAAACUAGGUGCGCCCUAUAAUCCAGUACGCCCUAUGGAGUGAAAAAUACGGUAGUUCUCAGAAAUGUAAUCCCAAAUAUAAAAUAUGGUACAGCAAGUGUUGUAAUUUUUGAAAGGCUCUUGUUUAGCAUUAAAACCAGAAUUUAUUCACAGAAGCCACCCAUGAUUGAGCCACUUUGUGAAUAUUUGUCUACUUGGAAUCAAGUACUUCACAGGAUAAUGUGUGACAUGACCCUUGUUUUAAGACGAAAGACAGAAAAGCUCUUUGCUUUGGAGGGUUUAUUAUUGAUCAGCCCACUCCAGCCUCUGAAUCUACCCCUGUAGAUAGAAACUGGAAGACAAAAUAUAUUCAGGGGCUGUUGUCUCAGACUUCAAACCUGCGUGAACCAUGGUGGACAAACUUUAAGAUAAUCAAUGACACUUCCUUGCCUCUUUAAAAACUAAUUCUUGUUUCUUUGUUUUUAAAAGAUCUGUUUCAAUCCUCAAGGCAGUCGUAUUCUUACAGCCAGCUCAGAUAAGACAGCUCGGCUUUGGGAGCCUCAGACAGGACAGUGCAUUCAAAUACUAGAAGGCCACACUGAUGAAAUAUUUUCGUGUGCUUUCAAUUACAAGGGCAAUAUAAUCAUUACAGGUAACUAACAGCUAUAUUGAAAAUUGUCCUUCUACUUGUUUACGCUAAAGUGAUGUCAAAUAAGGACAGUUUCCUGGUUUCUGUUGUCAUACCUCAUUCAGUCCAGUUCCGUUGAAAAUUUGGAUCAAACAGUUAUUUCUGUGGCAUAUUGCUUUUCCACACUAGUUGAAUUGUUUCAAAACGGGGUGCUGGCCUAGAGAAGUUGGUUAAGUAAGUAGGGUGGGGUGGGGGAAUGGGACAGCCAUUGGAACAAGAAAUUUCAACAAAUAGAUAUGGCUCCGCUCUUUAAACUUUUCACUGGGAGGAUGCAUUAAGGCAACCUGCAAAUUUGAACAGCUAAAUACAUUUUCCUGUGCUAUAUACAUUUUAUUUGCUAGUAUUUCAUUGAUUCCGGUGGUGCUUUCCUCUUUCAUCAGUGGAGGUGUUUUUCCAACAUUGCAAUAAGAGGGGAAUGGGGGCAUACCAGCAUUACUAAGGCAAUUGUAAUCCUAGAGCCAAAUUUAAGAUGCCUUUUCUACAGCAUUUCAACACAACUAGUUUAGAAUUUGUACAAGAGUUAGGUUGGCAAUUCUUAGAUGGUGGCCUCGGAUUCACCCCAAGAUACUGAUAUGUGGGUUGCAAUCUGUGUUGGCACCUUUUUUCUGAUAGAAGCUCUAUGUCUUUAACAACAACAUUGCAGACAAAUAUUCAUGGGAUGCACAGAGAUUUAGUGAUGAGAAAAGGUGCACCUUUUGAAUGUGUAUGCCUGUUGGGUUCCUGUUAAAAGCCCAGAACACAUGAAACUGCCUUAUGCUCAGUAGUUCUGUCUUUUCUGAAACUAAGUGCCUCUCCAAGAUCUCAAGCGUGGAAAUUUCUCAGCCUUCCUACCUGAGAUUUUUUUUGAUCUAGAGAUAUUUGGGCUUCAACUUGGGAAGUUCUAUAUACAAAGCUUGUGUUGUCUCAUUCUUUUGAAGGAGAGAAGUUUGCAAAGUGUCCUUUGCUAAACUCUAAUUCAUUCAACUGCGUCAGAGUUGGAAGACAAGAUUGCCAAUGAAUUUGAGAGCAAGAGGUGUAUUUGAAAUAUCUCCUGCCCCAAAUAACAGGAAGCUGUAGUUUUAUAUUAUAGAUAUAUGAAUGACGUUUGAAAUGUUAAUCUAUUACUUUUCUUUCUAGGUAGCAAGGAUAAUACAUGUAGGAUAUGGCGCUAAUUGAGGACAAUCUCUGACCCGACUUCCCAGUGGCUUUUAUAUGAGGAGCUUAUUAUACAGGCAAUAACUACUAAGCCCUUCAAAAACCUGUUUUCUGCUUUUGCCUUUUUAAAAAUGUUACUGAAGUAGACUUAUUUCCUGGACUCGUGAAAUUAGCAAUGUUAGCUAGUUAUGUGAUAGGUUCUACUCUAAUAGCAUUGAUAUAUGUGUUAGUGACUUAGUUGCGACAAGUGGCAUUGUUUUCUUUGUAAUGGUUUUUAGGCCGGUUGGGUGGGGAAAAGGGGGAGGGAAGCACCGUGAUCUUAUUAGCAAUGCAUUGCCUUACUUGAAUGCCUCUCACAUUUGGUUGGAUGAUUUUUACUAUGCUUAAUUUUUAUUUAAUAAAAAUAUUUAAAACACUAUAAAA